Molecule: messenger RNA, 1258 nt
Organism: Otolemur garnettii (small-eared galago)
Lineage: Eukaryota; Metazoa; Chordata; Mammalia; Primates; Galagidae
Gene: BDKRB2
Product: bradykinin receptor B2
Exons: 2
Coding region: 31-1209 (392 amino acids)
Biological process (GO): smooth muscle contraction; vasoconstriction; G protein-coupled receptor signaling pathway
Cellular component (GO): membrane
Molecular function (GO): bradykinin receptor activity
Source: RefSeq, a predicted model, not a curated record
GGCUUCACUCACAUCCAGCUCUGAGUUCAAAUGUUUCCCAUCUGGAAGAUACCCAUGUUCCUCCCUGUUCCUGAGGAUUCCGUGCCCACAACACCCUCUUUCAGUGUUGACAUGCUCAACUUCACCUCACAAGUGUCUGCUCUUAACGAGAGCCUUCUCCCAAGCAACAGCUGCAUCCAGGUCGAAUGGUUUAGCUGGAUCAACACCAUCCAGGCCCCCUUCCUCUGGGUCAUCUUUGUGCUGGCUGCCCUCGAGAACAUCUUUGUCCUCAGUGUCUUCUGCUUGCACAAGAGCAGCUGUUCGGUGGCCGAGAUCUACCUGGGGAACCUGGCUCUGGCUGACCUGAUCUUGGCCUUCGGGCUGCCCUUCUGGGCUAUCACCAUCGCCAACAACUUCGACUGGCUCUUUGGGGAGGUGCUGUGCCGUGUGGUGAACACCAUGAUCUACAUGAAUCUGUACAGCAGCAUCUGUUUCCUGAUGCUGGUGAGCAUCGACCGCUACCUGGCCCUGGUGAAAACCAUGUCCAUGGGCCGGAUGCGUGGGGUGCGCUGGGCCAAACUCUAUAGCCUGGUGAUAUGGGGGUGCACCCUGCUCUUGAGCUCGCCCAUGCUGGUGUUCCGGACCAUGAAGGAGUACACAGAUGAGGGCUACAACGUCACUGCCUGUACCAUCAAGUACCCAUCCCGCACCUGGGAGGUGUUCACCAACGUCCUCCUGAACUCCGUGGGCUUCCUGCUGCCCCUGAGUGUCAUCACCUUCUGCACGGUACAGAUCAUGCAGGUUCUGCGCAACAACGAGAUGCAGAAGUUCAAGGAGAUCCAGACAGAGAGGCGGGCCAUGGCGCUGGUGCUGGCCGUGCUGCUGCUGUUCGUCAUCUGCUGGCUGCCGUUCCAGAUCAGCACCUUCCUGGACACACUGCUGCGCCUCCACGUCCUCUCCAGCUGCUGGGACAGUCACAUCAUCGACAUCAUCACACAGAUCAGCUCCUUUGUGGCCUACCUCAACAGCUGCCUCAACCCACUGGUGUAUGUGAUCGUGGGCAAGCGCUUCCGGAAGAAGUCUCGAGAGGUGUACUGGUGGGUGUGCCAGAAGGGGGGCUGCAGGUCAGAGCCCAUGCAGAUAGAGAACUCCAUGGGCACGCUGAGAACCUCCAUUUCGGUGGACCGCCAGAUUCACAAAUUGCAGGAUGGGGCUGGGAGCAGGCAGUGAGUGGACGCCACCGGCACUACUGUUAAUUUGCCUAAGGACUGACAGACAG